Molecule: messenger RNA, 399 nt
Organism: Anopheles bellator
Lineage: Eukaryota; Metazoa; Arthropoda; Insecta; Diptera; Culicidae
Exons: 4
Coding region: 1-399 (132 amino acids)
Source: RefSeq, a predicted model, not a curated record
AUGAACUCUUCGAAGCGACUGAUCACCACCACUUUAACGCGAUCAGAGCUCCGAAAGCGGCACUCACGACACCAGCCAGUAUGCCAGUAUGCGCAACGGAUACAGUGGCCAGUGCGUAUAGAGAUCUUUCGGACGAGCUGCGUAUUUUGGCUUUACCUCCAGCUCGCGAGCUCACCUUUCUACGGCGUGUUUGCUAACUGUAGCGAUUCUACACCAGACCGGCAAUUCAACACGGAAUGGAAUCUUUUAAUGGAGCUAUCCGCUGCUGAACAUUCCCUUGCCGUGGACGAUACCGACCAAAGAGAUUUUCCCGCACACGGAGAAUAUCAGCGAAAAUCUACCAGCAUGGAAACGCCCUUUCUCUCGGCCCGGAUCGAUUCGUUUCUAGUCUGCCUUUAA